AUGGCCUUGCUAGAGCGUGUAAAAUUUAGGAUGUUAUUGAUGGUAAUCUUAUUAAUCCAAGUACCAUCUGAAGGAGAUGGAGAUCCACGUGUGAACUUUCUAAACAAAGUCCUUUACUUUGUUCGCAACGAACGUUCAGUUGAAACAUUGUUUUUACUACAUCAUACUGAAGAUACAAAUUGCAUCCUUAAGGACUGGAAUCCUAUGGGAGUUCCAACUCUUCGUUCAAAUGAAUUGACUGAUCUGAGCUUGGAAAACUCGUAUAACCACAAUGCAUUGGCCCUGGUUUGCGUAACGGAACAUUUUCAUGGAGAACUUCUCAAAACUCUGGCUAGAGCAUUUGAAGGAAUGCGGCAGGAGCGUAUAAUUCUGUUGAUUCGGCGGAAACCAGAUCCAGAUCUAAUGCAUCAUAUUUCUCAACAAGUUAAGGAUCUAGAAUUUUUGCAUAUGAUAGUGCUGAUUGUCGAAAAACAAGACUAUAACGAUGUUAUUGCAUUUGCUCUUCGUUUGAAACCUUUUCCCGAACCGCACUUCAAGAAGGUUCGCAACCUAUUUACCGGUAAAAACAUUUUUCCCCAUUAUGCUUCCUUUCAGGGAAGGGUGGCAAGUAUUAUACCGAAUGAAGUCCAAUCCGUAUAUAGAGCAGGCUCACAAAUAAUCUUAGAAUUUGCUCGGAAAUACAAUGCAUCCCUCCGAUUGCAAGGGUCAGCAACUCAGGAUAAGACUGAAAUACCUAAGGAUAACUAUGACAUCGACAUGAACUUGCGUCUGUCCAAUAGUAAGAACUUUUCGAACAACAUUUUUCUGGUGGCAACACUGUCUUCAAGCUCCCUAUUAAUUGUGGUGCCAUGUGGAAUGGAGCUGAGCGGCGUGGACAUCUUUAAGGAGCUCGGAAUGGGGACCCUGACCUGGUCGGCUUUGAUUUUUUACCUCACCUUCGCUUUGGUGGAGGCGACUUUCGUUUACAUAUCCAAUCGCAUCAAUGGAACACAUUUUAGCAUCAGGUUUACGAACCCAUUUGUGAACCUUCGAGCCUUCAGGGCUCUUUUGGGCCAUGCUUUUCCCGUCUCCAACCGAUCCAGUCCAUCAAUCCAACUUUUCCUCUGUUUAAUGAGCUUUUUUGGGACACUGUUUGGCUGCUUUUUCGCCUGCAAACUCAGCUCUUUUCUGACUAAGAAGCCCCAUGACUCGCAGAUUGAGACCUUUUCAGAGUUACGUGAAAGUGGUCUGACCAUCGUGGUGGAUGCAUCUACGAAAGAGUUUAUAGAGCUUGAAAUCAAUGGUGACUUUUUUAACCACGAAGUUCCUAAUGUCAGGAUUACGUCAUCUCUGGAAUUUAUUAAACUUAUCGAUUCAUUAGAAAUGAAUGCCGGCUUUCUAGUACAUUCCAUUCCUUGGACCUUUUUUAAAGAAGUUAUGAAAGAGCUGAAUCGUAAAGUCUAUUGUGAGGGCAAGAACUUGACGAUAAUAGAGAAUGUGCCGUCGACGUUCUUCCUCCAAAGGAACACAAUCUUUAGCCAGAAGAUGCGAGACUUCAUUUUGAAUACUGAUGUUUCAGGUUUGGGCACAUACUGGAUGAAAUUAGCUGGCCAACAAAUCAAAGCAUCUAUUAAAGCAUCUAUUAAAUCAUCCAUGCGCGGUUUCGAGGAGCAUCCAUCGCAUCUUCCACUCUCUUUUGAUCAUUUCAAAUGGCUGUGGACCCUACUCGGAAUUGCCUACAUCAUAUCAUUUAUGGUCUUCGUAAUGGAAAUCUGUUGGGCUAAGAGUCAUAAGCGUAUGAGAAGGGGAAACAUAUAUCCAUGUUAG
This is a messenger RNA of Drosophila takahashii, 1806 nucleotides long. RefSeq names its product Ionotropic receptor 94a. Lineage: Eukaryota; Metazoa; Arthropoda; Insecta; Diptera; Drosophilidae. The record is from RefSeq and is a predicted model, not a curated record.